Messenger RNA from Sus scrofa (pig), 1194 nucleotides. RefSeq names its product transmembrane protein 128 (gene TMEM128). The record is from RefSeq and is a predicted model, not a curated record. Lineage: Eukaryota; Metazoa; Chordata; Mammalia; Artiodactyla; Suidae.
GUGCGCUCGACGCCACUUCCGCCAAGUUUCUGGGCGGUGCCAAGAUGGACGCCUUACGAGCUCGGGAGCAGCUCCGGCGGCGAUACCUCUUUCCCCCGGACGCGGAGGUUCCGCUGGAUCGCGACAACUACCCCAGGCCGGAAACCUCUUCAGCUGUUGAGAAAAAGGAGAAACCUCUUCCAAGACUCAAUAUCCAUUCUGGAUUCUGGAUUUUGGCAUGCAUUGUUGUGACCUAUUAUGUUGAUUUCUUUAAAACCGUUAAAGAAAACUUUCACACCAGUAGCUGGUUCCUCUUUGGCGGUGCCUUGUUACUUGUUAGCUUAUCAAUUGCAUUCUACUGCAUAUUCUAUCUGGAGUGGUAUCGAGGAAUCGAAGAUUAUGAUAUCAAAUACCCAACGUUGAUACCUGUGACAACUGCUACUUUUAUUGUAGCAGGAAUUUGCUUCAAUGCUGCCCUCUGGCACGUGUGGUCGUUUUUCACCCCACUGCUGCUCUUUACCCAGUUUAUGGGGGUUGUGAUGCUGAUCUCACUCCUCGGGUGAUCGCUGAAGGACUAAGGGCAUAUCAGUUUAAAGUGAAUGGCUACUGUCCUGCGAGCUGAAAGCACCACACAGAAUGGAAACCCUACAGUGUGUUUUUGCGUCUAUGAAAUGAGUGGGUUCCUUGGAAAAAAAUGGAACUUUUAUAGCUCGGUGGUUGAAAUCAGAAUAAAUUAUAUUUCAUUUGCCUGUUGCUGAACUCAAGUGAUUAUUGAAAUUUUCAGAUUCAAAAUAGAAGACAGAAAUAACUAAUUUACAGUGUUAAUGUUUGGAUCAUUGGAGAAGCUAUUGGUGUAAGAAUGUAAAGAAAUUUUCAUUAUGGUUGCAUAGUGUCUGCCCAGUAUUGUAGAGAAGUUGUUCACUCUGUCAUUUACGAGAUAGCAGUUCCUUGUGUAAGAUGACCAGGCGUGUAUAUAGAGGGGUGAUGGUGUCAUGUGCCUUUAACCAAGCCUCAGCAAUGACGAUAUAAUUUCAUUUUUACAGUCGUUUUAUUAGGAGGACCAAUUGAAAGGAUUUUGUGUUUUCCCAUCACUUGAGAUUUUAUCACUGUGUGCAUUAUUGGGUUUUUAGCAUUUGUCUAACAUAUGAACUUUUAAUCAUUGUAAGUAUGUGUAAUUUUUUCUUAAUAUUUAAAUAAAGUAUUUUUUAUAACUUU